Rotaria sordida is the source of this 417-nucleotide messenger RNA. NCBI's taxonomy places the organism in Eukaryota, Metazoa, Rotifera, Eurotatoria, Philodinida, Philodinidae. The record is from the annotation of a GenBank genome assembly.
UGUUUCUAUUUGUAUCUGAGAGAUAUAGAUUGAUCUGUUUCUAUUUGAUUUACCCAUAUAGGUGAAGCUGUAAAUCGUUGGAUCAAAGAAGAAUUUAAUCGUUCAUCACGUGCCAAAUGUCUUAUUAUAAUUGGACCCACUGGUACAGGAAAAACAUCAUUUGCAAUAUCAUUACCUGGUCGCGUUAAUUACUUUCAAGAGCGAUGGAAUUUAGACGCAUGGAAUGAUUAUGCUCGAUAUUCGGUUUAUGGUGAUAUACCAUGGGAUGAUUUUGGUCCAAAUGAAUACUUUUACAAACGACCACAUCAAACGACAACAAAUCCAGAUCAAAGUCAAGCAUCAAAUGAAGAACCUAUAGGUGCAUCUGAUGAAUGGGAAAAAAUGAUUCAACGCUACCAACAAAAGCAUAAAAAAUAA